GCACCCUGCUGCCUGGAUACAAGAACGAAGAAGCGAGGCGCUGUUUGUUGUUGCACACAACGAGGAUGGAUGUGGUGUGUGAGCGGUUUUGUCGCGGCUGCGAGGAGACAGUGCUCAAGGCCGAUCCGCCACUGCUGCUGUCGGAGUUGCGGCCCUUCUUGCAGCCACUCACAACAUGGGGCGACACCAGCCCAAGGGUGCAGCAUGCAUGCUUAAAGGCACUGUGGGCUAUCUGUGUGGGCACCACCAUGCCUGAACACACAACCCAGCAACAAAACGAGAAAGACGAGGAAGACGAGGAGCUGGACAUGCUCGUGGACUACUUCAGCCAGCAGCUGCGCGUGGAGUUGUCCCAACAACAUCAGACAGUCCUGUUGAACUGCGUAUCCGCAAUCACGUGUCGGAGCCCUUACGCUCGUCGCAAACUCGCCAUACUCAACGAAGCAGAGGCCGUGGAUGUGCUUGUUGAAAAGCUGCGGCUUGACCAGCCUCCUCAGCUUGCUCGCCCAGCUGCAGAAUGUCUGGCUGCGCUGUUUCUGGAACCACACGCACGUCGCAAGUUUACGCGCGAUGAAGGCCUGGCUGCAUGCUUGGCCCAGCUCCGCAACGGCUGUGCGAAUGAUCUCGCUGAAAGCAUCCUGAAUUGUUUGAAUGUGCUGUUGUGCGAGGAGCACGCAGUGGCCACUGAGGAACUCCAGCACUUGAGCGCUGUCCCCACGCUCAUCAAGUUCAUCAGUGCACACGAAACCAAGCGUGUACGAAAGAGCCUCUCCAGCCAAGCCCAAGCACUCGCAGUCAUCACCCUUCUCGCAGAGAACUCUGGGCUGAGACAAGAGAUUGCAGACGCGCGCUUCUUUGAACUGGCUAUUUCCAUGCUGAACAACGCCGCAACAGCCUGGGAGAAUGAGGACCGCAGCUCCAGAAGCUCUGGCUUUUCCCUUCCAGCAAUCACAGGGCGUGCCAGCCCAAAGCUCCCGCGUCGUCACCACCCCCACCCCCACCAGCAGCAACAGCAGCAGCAAUCAAAGCGCACACCUCCCGUCAGCCCGACCAAGACAACUGCAUCUGUGAUCAAUGCGGUGGAUGCUGACGACGACACGGCAACGCAACAACGGCAAAGUCACGAUGUUGUGAGUGCGACGCUGCUGGCCAUCGCAACAGUGCUGUUGGAGUCGGACCACGUUUGCUUGGCAUUCCUGAGCCUCGAAGGCCUUGCGGUGAUUGUGGAUCUUGCGCAGUCGAUUCAAGGCAAGAUGCAUCUGCCUGAGGUCUCCUCUGUGCUUUUGAGUUUGUGUGAAGGAGGGGAGCACCACCAAGUCAUCGAUCAAGGGGGUCUGGAGAUGCUGUUUCAAAUGGUGCUGGCCGACUUGGAUGAACUCUCCGUGUCUCAGGCGUGUUGCUGUUUGCGGCAUCUGUUGAGCGGCAGAGAGCCCGUCAUUGCCCUCGCAGAAGACAACCAUUUCAACCUUGAAGGGUCCUUGCGGCAUCUGUCCACCAACGGCGGUUCGUCUCGGUCCGCUGCCGUCAAGCGCGAAGCCGCAGAGGCGCUCAAGGCAUUCGAGAAGCGCAUGCAUCGUGCAAGAAACCAGGGUGGCGGCCGCAUCAAGCAGUCCACAGCGUCCAAGAGCAGCAAGUCCAGCACCAUCGCUAGCAGCGCACGUGAUGUCGACGAAGCGGCGCGAUCUGCCCGUCUUCAGCGACUCACCGACCUCGUGCAAUCCCUCUAACGUGUGAAAACGCACGCGCAAAUGCACGUUGCAUGCUGACACGGGGGGGGG
Messenger RNA from Salpingoeca rosetta, 1778 nucleotides. RefSeq lists its product as uncharacterized. The record is from RefSeq and is a predicted model, not a curated record. Bases 66 to 1727 code for a protein of 553 amino acids. The transcript is spliced from 15 exons. Lineage: Eukaryota; Choanoflagellata; Craspedida; Salpingoecidae.